Ilyonectria robusta is the source of this 1932-nucleotide messenger RNA. RefSeq lists its product as uncharacterized. NCBI's taxonomy places the organism in Eukaryota, Fungi, Ascomycota, Sordariomycetes, Hypocreales, Nectriaceae. Gene Ontology annotation, cellular component: nucleus. The transcript is spliced from 5 exons. The annotation marks the transcript as partial. Gene Ontology annotation, biological process: DNA-templated transcription. Gene Ontology annotation, molecular function: zinc ion binding; DNA binding. The record is from RefSeq and is a predicted model, not a curated record.
CUGGACGACAUUCAAGAUUCUCUCAGGCAUUUACCUCCCCAGAGUCUGUUGCCAGCAUUGCUAGGCUCCUACUUCCAUCGCAUCCAGCCAUGGAUUGCGAUUGUACACGAGGCUGAUUUCAGGGUAAAGCUUCAGAAGCCUGGGGGGCUAAAGCAUCUUUCUGUCAUCAUUCAUGCUAUGACGGUUGCCGCUUUGCAUUUCACACCAUGGCAUGGACACCUGCUGUCUGCGGCAGAAGUAGCUUCACAGCAGAAGAAGUCAAGGAAACUCGUUAUCUUAACCGCGAUGGAUGAGCUUUCGGUCGAGAAUCUGCAAUCUCUCAUCAUUUUGGCGUUCAUGGAUAUAAGCAAUGGAAACUCCCGCAACGCAUGGCCCAUCAUUGCAUCUCUCUCCAGGUCGGUUGAAUACCUUCAACUAAGCGUUGAGUCAGAGGGUCGUCAAAAGGUGGGUGCUCUUUUGCAACCCCUUCCACUCCUUCCUACCCCCAAGAGCUGGGUCGAGGAAGAAGAAAGAAGACGGGUGUUUUGGAAUGUGUUUAUGCUGGAUAGUUGGAAUACUAGUCUCACAGCUGCAGAUGUCUGUCGAAGGCUUCCGGUAUGUGGUGGUCUUUGGUACAAAUGUACGCCAGCACCAACUCCGUAUUUCGGCAUAUGGGAUCAAUCUGCAGCCAAAAUGGGAAACUCCAUCACUUUCAUCCCUGCCCAUUACCCUAGUCCGACCCAUUCGACCAAUACUGAAAUCAAUGAUACCGUAACACCAGCUGCGGGGAGCUGCGCGCCACAAGCACAACCCCAGUCUCCAGACAUGACAAACGUUGGGGCCCUGGCAUACAACAUUGAGUCCCUUGAGUCAUUGAGUCGCAUCAACAGCUACUUCUUGCAACAGCGCGUUGACUUUAGUAAUCGAAAAGAGGUCUCAAGUUGGCUCACACGGUUCAAGGAACUCGAUUUACGAUUAGUGCACUGGAAAAUGUUCCUUCCACAGCAAUGGCAAGACUCUGGAAUAUCUCGUGAGACGAUGCCUGGCGUAAUGGACCCUAACAUGACUGCGGCCCAUGCAACACAUAACACCUCCAUGAUCCUCCUUCAUCAAAGAAUAGCCUACCCCGGUCCAGAGUUGGUGGCUUUGAAACUCCCAACAUUGUGCAGUGCCGAGACAUGCCGGGGUGCGGCGGUUGAGACAGCGAAUAUCACCCAAAAAUAUCUCGACCAUUCCCCAAAGGACAGUCUUGUAUCUCCUCAACUAGCUCUUGCGGCAUUUGUCAGCGCCAGGGUGCUUUUAAUUCACUCGCGCUUCUAUGGUACACUUCUGGCCACCGAAUUUUGGGUGCUGGUGGAGAAUCUGAAAGAAAUGUCGAGACGGUGGACCAACGAUUCCAGCACACAACGAGAAUCGCUUUUUGGCCAUUUUGCCGUCCGACUUCAAAAGCUUCACGAACAUUGCCAACGUAAUCCCAAUUUCCAAAUCGACAUAUCUGGAUGCACUGAGGAGACAUAUUUGGACCCAGAUUGCAUCCCGUCACGCCAGGAUCUUCAACAACAUAGUCCCGAAUUUUCCGAUAGAGUCCCCCGGGUUAAUGGCCAGAAUGAUCCAAAUAUGGAAACUGGUGCAGGAAAGUCUCCGGCCUCGCAACUUCCCAACAGACACCAGCCUACCAUGGAUGGAGCGAGCGACGCUAGAGAAUGGAUUCAGCCUUUGACUAGCACAGGGGGGGACGAACUAGCGACGAUAUCUCAGAUACUGAUGGACCAAAGAUUUAUGGAGAUGGAUCGUGUUAUCAGCUUUGACGAUAUGAUGUUUACUUCCCGUCCUAGUGAGACGGCAUCGGCCUCUCUGGAUCAAGGUCACGGCUGGAGUAUUCCGACAGAGGGGCAAGCUUCAAGUGGUUUGACGGGCGACGGCUGCCCUCCUAUAUAUUGGGAUUCAAUUUAG